GAGCGCAGACCGGAAGGGACCGGAGGAGCCACCGAAGGAGCGGAGAGGGGCCUGUCUCGUCGCGAAGGGCCUCCGCCGCGCCGCCUUCUCCUCCUCCUCCUUCUCCCCGCUCUUCCCCCUUCCUUCCUUCCUUCCUUCUUUCCCUCCUUCCUUCCUUUGGCCUUGAAGGAGCAGACGCUUCACACUGAAGAAGUGGGUGUCCAUGAUAACAUGUCCAAUGUCUCCGUGGAUAGAAGCAUCAGACUGCAGGAGAUCAAGAAGGGGCUGCAGUUUAUACAGUCUACUUUACCCUACCCAGGGACACAAGAACAAUAUGAGGUAUUCAUACGCGAUCUUGUCAAGAACCUGUUCCACGAAGGGAACGAGGCUUACCAAGAAGGCGACUGGGAAGGGUCGCUGAGCCAUUACUCUGAAGCUUUGAACAUUGCCGAUUAUGCCAGUUCUGAAGGGAUCCACAUUUCCGAUGAAAUAUUAGAGAAGCUGCGUGUAAAUCGCAUUGCGUGUUAUUCAAAGAAGGGCCAGCAUGACAAAGUCCUAGAAGACUGUGGAGUAAUUUUAAAGCUGAAUGAAAACAAUUUCCGAGCUCUCUAUCGGAAAGCCAAAGCCUUAAAAGAACUGGGAAGGUACAAGGAAGCAUACGAUGCAGUCGCUAAAUGCUCCCUCGCGGUGCCACAGGAUGAAAGUGUAAUAAAAUUAACUCAAGAGCUUGCUCAGAAGCUUGGAUUGAAAAUAAGAAAAGCCUACGUUAGGGCAAAACCUUCCCCAAGCUCUGUUUCUGGAGAAGUAUCAAGUAAGGUUUCAAAUGCUUCUAUAGAAGAUAUUGAAUCAGAUUUUUCUGGCUGGAAGGAGAAGGGCCUUUCCUCCUCCUCCUCCUCACCCACCCCUCCGGGCUUUGUCCCUGACCUGUCUGGUGACUUGGCCCCUUUGCCAACGGCUAACUUGAUGGGCCUUCCUGUGGAGAAGACCCCGCUCUCUGCCCCUUCCUUGGCCAAUGGAGGGGCCUUUCCUCUCUCAGAAGGCUGCUUGGAUUGCGGUGAUGGCGACGACAUCCUUGGAGAUGAAAUAGAUGAGCUGCUUGACUCAGUUUCGGACCCCGGGGAAAGCGCCAUGCCCAGCCCAGCUGUCCGCGGAGCCCUCCCAGCGGCUGCCAUCGCUCCCAGCAUCCCCUUCUCGGCCCCAUUGCUGGGGUCCUUGUCUGUGGGACCGGGCUUCGUCUCCACGGGCUCUUACUCUGAGAUAUACCCCUCCCAGCCCUUGGUCUCUGCCCUGGACAACUUCUGCUCCUCUUUAAGUAGCUUCUCCAUAGGUGAUUCUAAAAGAGUAGAUAUACCCAGUUCUCUUUCGAGAGAUGUCGGCUCAGCAUUAAACAGCAGUUCUCCUCUACGGCUUCUGAAUGGUCCCCCAAGUUUGUUUAGCUCUGAGAACUAUAUUGGGAUUUCGAGUCCGCCUCGGAGUGACUUUCCCGGCGUCUUUGGCGGGGGGGCUGCCAAUGUGCCAAGCCUUUCAACAGCGACAGCAGCAGCGGCCUCCUUGGCAGUGAGGAACCCACUGGAAGGCAGCCAUGAUCUGCGCCAGGCCUGCCAGGCCUGCUUUGUCCGGAAAGAUCCCAAACUGUGGGAAUACAUUUACCAUCCCAACCUAGACCACCUGUGUAAGAAGGACAUCCUCAUUGGGAGAAUAAAGAACUCUGAAGAUAAAUCCUGGAAGAAGAUCAGGCCCAGGCCAACAAAAACGCAAUACGUGGGGCCCUAUUAUAUAUGUAAAGAUGUGGCGGCCGGUGAAGAGUGUCGCUACUCGGGUCACUGCACCUUUGCCUACUGCCAGGAAGAGAUUGACGUCUGGACCCUGGAGCGUAAGGGGGCCUUCAGCCGGGAGGCCCUCUUCGGAGGCAACGGCGAGAUACGUCUGACAGUCUCUCGGCUCCUGCAAGAGCAUCACGGCCUCUUCAUGUUCCUCUGCGAGAAAUGUUUUGAGCAUAAACCUAGAAUCAUCAGCAAACGGAAUAAGGAUAACGCUGCGACCUGUUCCCAUCCUGUUAUGCAUGAUUUCGAAGACAACAAGUGCCUUGUCCACAUUUUGCGGGAAACCACCGUGAAGUAUUCCAAGAUCCGGCCUUUCCACCUGCAGUGCCAGCUGGACCUGUGUCGGCACGAGGUGCGCUACGGCUGUUCGCGGGACGAUGAGUGCUUCUAUGCCCACAGCCUGGUGGAGCUCCAGGUGUGGAUGAUGCAGAGCAAGACAGGGAUUUCCCAUGAGGCUAUUGUUCAAGAAUCGAAAAAAUAUUGGCAGAAUAUGGAGUCUAACGCACAUGGGGCCCAGAUCCUCAGUAACCAAGUGAAGCAUGGCUCUCUAAACCUGAAAAUGAAGUUUGUGUGUGCACAGUGCUGGCGGAACGGCCAAGUUAGUGAGCCGGACAAAAACAAGAAAUAUUGUAGCGCCAAAGCAAGGCACCCGUGGACCAAGGACCGCCGGGUGAUGCUGGUCAUGUCGAACGAGCGCAAGAAGUGGAACACCAUCCGCCCGCUCCCCACCAAGAAGCAAGUGCCUUUGCAGUUUGAUUUGUGCAAUCACAUUGCGUCAGGCAAAAAAUGCCAGUACGUUGGGAACUGCUCCUUUGCCCACAGUCAUGAAGAGCGAGAGAUGUGGACUUAUAUGAAGGAGAACGGCAUUCAAGACAUGGAGCAGCUCUAUGAAAUGUGGCUGAAGAGCCAGAAGCCCGAAAAGGGCGAAGAUCCGGCUGCUCAAGCCAGCAAGGAGAAUGGGAAGCAGAUCCACAUGCCAACGGAUUAUGCCGAGGUUACAGUUGACUUUCAUUGCUGGAUGUGCGGCAAAAACUGUAACAGUGAGAAGCAAUGGCAAGGGCACAUUUCCUCGGAAAAGCAUAAAGAGAAAGUAUUCCAUACCGAAGACGACCAAAACCGUUGGCAGCAUCGCUUCCCAACGGGAUGUUUCAGCCUUUGUGAGAGGUUUGCUGUGUCGGGYGCCUGUGUGGAGGGCAGCCACUGCCGCUGGGCCCARGGUCUGGCAGAGCUCCGUGAAUGGGAGGAGCGCCGCCAGGUCCUGUGCAUGAAGCUCAGCAAAGCCCGCAAGGACCACUUGAUUGCCCCCAACGAUAACGACUUUGGAAAAUAUAGUUUUUUGUUUAAAGAUUUAAACUAACUCCUGUCGACCUAUGCCUUCGUGUUGCCAGACGGAAAAAGCAUAAAAACCAAGGAGGAGGAAAGGAAAUAAUCAUUUGUUGACAGUGAUCCGAAGGCGCGUGCGGCAGAAGCCGCAGGUUUUGGCGCCUGCUUUUUUGGGCCGGAAUUGUUCCUCCCGAUGAACCAAACCGUGUAGUAGAUGUCUAUCUAGGGGGGGAAAGGGAAGGUUGGCGGGUCUCUUGGGGCCAACAGGACGGCGGCGCGAGCCCUCCUUCAAACCCAGCCUCAAGCCUUGUGCACCUUCCAUUGGAGGGGAAAGAGUCAGAAAACAACAACAACAAUAAUAAACCUGGCCGGGCAGCCUUACGCCAAAGCAGAAGGCAAAGAAGCCUCAAGCGCUAGGCCUUUGGCUGGAGAGCAACCCUUUUAAGGUAGGCUUCAUGGCAGAGAAGCCUUGGGCUUAGAAGAAUUCAAAAAUAAAUAAAACGAAAUACAUGAUGGAGGGAAAUUUUUAAGAGGAUUUGUUUCCAAGAAAGUUUGCUCUUUAUCUCUGUGUAGGUUACUUAAUAAAUGAAAAAAAAAAAGGAUUUUUCGUAUGAAUAAAAGGAGCAGAUUUUAAGCGAAAUAACCAUUCAACAGCACUAUACGUUGAAUGGGGUAUUUUUCUCUAUUUGUAUGUUUCAAUAUAACUUACUGAAGACUUUUUAACACAAAAAGAAUCUUGGUCAAAAAAAAGACGUAUUAAUUUUUUUCUUUUUUCUUUUUUUGGAAAAAUCAAGUAGUUUAAAUUCUGUUUCUUGGUCUUUGCUGUUUCAAUGAUGAUUUUGAGCGAUUCCACUUGUAUGUCAGUAUUGUGUAUUGUAUGGACCAAUAUUGCCUGUAAUAAUAAAGAUAACUUUCCAUAAAA
Messenger RNA from Anolis sagrei ordinatus, 4047 nucleotides. The record is from RefSeq and is a predicted model, not a curated record. NCBI's taxonomy places the organism in Eukaryota, Metazoa, Chordata, Lepidosauria, Squamata, Anolidae.